AUGGCAAUCGUCGAAGUUGUCGAUGGUAUCGAGGACCCUGAUGAUGGAUUCAAUUCCCGAUCCCAGAUUCUCAGAUUCCACCGGCAAGCCCCAGCCCAGCCAGCCCGACAGAACCCACCAAAAUCCGUGCUCGCCCUCUGCAUUCCUGUCUGCAUUACGUUUAUUGUGGGAAAUGGUACGAUGAUGGGGAUUGAUUCCCUGAUUCCCCGAUUCCCUGCUUCCCUCCCUGAUUCACUCGUCUCUACCCGUACUGCCCACACUGCGCAGGUUUCCAAGGCUGAGGAUGGAGGCAGAGGAGCAGAUCGUGCAAAGGAUUCGCAGGGCGAUACACUUUCCUUUAGCAGCAGCGCUGGCGACACGUACGGCGGAUGGUCAUGGGAGGGUGUGGAUUGA
This is a messenger RNA of Neoarthrinium moseri, 393 nucleotides long. RefSeq lists its product as uncharacterized. Lineage: Eukaryota; Fungi; Ascomycota; Sordariomycetes; Amphisphaeriales; Apiosporaceae. The transcript has a single exon. The coding region runs from base 1 to 393 and encodes 130 amino acids. The record is from RefSeq and is a predicted model, not a curated record.